Messenger RNA from Melanotaenia boesemani (Boeseman's rainbowfish), 2140 nucleotides. RefSeq names its product eukaryotic translation initiation factor 2A (gene eif2a). Gene Ontology annotation, cellular component: cytosolic small ribosomal subunit. The transcript has 16 exons. Gene Ontology annotation, biological process: translational initiation. Lineage: Eukaryota; Metazoa; Chordata; Actinopteri; Atheriniformes; Melanotaeniidae. Gene Ontology annotation, molecular function: ribosome binding; translation initiation factor activity; mRNA binding. The record is from RefSeq and is a predicted model, not a curated record. Bases 65 to 1801 code for a protein of 578 amino acids.
CCUAUUCCUUAUGUGACGUAUUUCCGCCGAACUUCUUUCUUUUUCCGGCACACGACACGUAAACAUGGCGCCCCCCGUCCCGCUGCUAGCAGUUCGUGGCUCAGAUGGAACCUCUCUGCUGUGUGGUCCUCCUCAGUGUGAGCAGCUGUCGGCCUUCCAGAGGGACGCUCGGCCCGGCAGGUGUUUCAUCUUCACCAGAGAUGGAACGUUGUUCGCUUGGUGUAACGGACACAGUGUCUCUGUGGUGAAGUCUGUGGACAGCAUAGUGGUGUCCACCUUUGAUCUGCCAAAGACAGCUCUGCUGGAGUUUUCUCCUCUCAACAACAUCCUGGUUACCUGGCAACCGUACACCAAGACUCAAGACAGUCCUCAGGGUGAAGCCAACCUCCAGCUGUGGGACUUGUUGAGCGGCCGUCUGAUCAAAGCUCUGUUCCAGAAGAAGGUGGACUCCUGGUGUCCCAGCUGGUCUGAGGAUGAGAAGAUCUGCGUGAGGAGCGUUAACAACGAGCUGCAUUUCUAUGAGAACAACGACUUCAACUCCAUUGCCAACAAGCUGCAUGUGCAGAAAGUUUCAGACUUUUCUUUGUCUCCUGGAGGACAGCCCAGCAAGGUUGCUGUCUAUGUCCCAGGCAGUAAGGGAGCGCCGUCCUUCGUACGUCUUUACCAGUACCCGGUUUUUGGAGGUCCGACCGCCGCCCUCGCCAACAAGAGUUUCUUCAAGGCAGACCGGGUCAACAUGCAGUGGAACCAGAAAGCGUCGGCGCUUCUGGUGACAGCGAGCACGGAGGUGGACAAAACUGGGGCGUCGUACUACGGCGAGCAGACGCUGCAUUACCUGUCGGUGAGCGGCGAGACGGCGCUGGUCCAGCUUGCCAAGAACGGUCCGAUCUACGAUGUGGCGUGGAGCCCGAGCUCGACGGAGUUCUGCGUGGUGUAUGGCUUCAUGCCGGCCAAGGCCACCGUCUUUAACCUGAAGUGUGACCCCGUGUUUGAUUUCGGGACCGGACCCCGAAACGCCGCCUACUACAGUCCUCAGGGACACAUCCUGGUCCUGGCUGGGUUCGGGAACCUGCGGGGUCAGAUGGAGGUGUGGGAUGUGAAGAAGUACAAACAGGUGUCCAAACCUGAGGCUCCAGACGCCACACAUUUCUCCUGGUGUCCUGAUGGCGAGCACAUUGUCACGGCGACCUGCUCUCCUCGGCUCCGGGUCAGCAACGGCUACAAGAUCUGGCACUACACCGGUUCAGUUCUGCACAAAGCUGACGUUGUGGCCGGCUCAGAGCUCUGGGAGGUCCGAUGGCAGUCCUUCCCCAAUGGCAGCUUCCCUGAGGGGCCUGUCAAGUACCAGGCAGCGCCCAGCAACCUGGGGAGCACGCAGGCUCCACCCACACAGGCGUACCGCCCACCUGCACUGAGACACCUGCCGGCCACGCCCAGCUCCAAACUGCAUGAGGACGAGCCUCCUCAGGACCUUCGUCCUGGACUCUUGGGGGAAAAGAGUCUCUCCAAAUCUGCUCUGAAGAACCAGAAGAAACGAGAAGCAAAGAAAGCAGCCAGACAGGAGGCCAAACCUGAACCGUCAUCUGAACCUGUGCCCAUCGGCAGCAGCCAAUCAGAAGCAAGCAGCGGGGACCCAGAGAUGGACAAGAAGAUCAAAAACUUAAAGAAGAAACUGAAGGCCAUUGAGGAGCUGAAGGAGCAGCAGGAGUCUGGAAAAGUUCUACAGAAGAACCAGUUGGAAAAGAUCCAGAAGGAGGAGCAGCUGCUGAAGGAGCUGCAGGAGCUGCAGGUGGGACAGUAGGAGGGGCUACAGAGACCACACCCCCAAUCCCACAAGGCAUCACUCUAAAGGGGUGGUGUGUAUGUGUGUGUGACUGGACUGAUGAGGGCGGGGCUGAUUGGACCGUUAUUUUUCUGCUUUCAUCCCAUCGUUCCUUCUUCUCCUGAAGCCGUCUGGAGGAAUUCUGGGAGAUGUAGACAACAAGUGAAGAAGCGCACAGAAGAAGAAGAAGGAGGGUCCUUUAAAGGGACAGUAGCAUUCUGAGGUCUACAUGAGGCGAGACUGUUUCUUUAAUACGGUGGAAAUGUUAGCGUGCAUCACUGAAGCCUGAUGGACAAUAAAAACCUAUGAAAACCUCAA